Nicotiana tabacum (common tobacco) is the source of this 2317-nucleotide messenger RNA. RefSeq names its product putative mediator of RNA polymerase II transcription subunit 26b. Gene Ontology annotation, cellular component: nucleus. The record is from RefSeq and is a predicted model, not a curated record. NCBI's taxonomy places the organism in Eukaryota, Viridiplantae, Streptophyta, Magnoliopsida, Solanales, Solanaceae.
ACUCUUCCUUCUCUCCUUGUUGUAGAGAGGAGAAUAUUUCUGUUACUUUAAGAUAUGUUAAUUCCCUGAAAUCUCCUUAAAUUCUAAUAACUUUUCUGUGGAAUUUUCCACUGAUAUCUUGGAAUCUAAUUCCUGUACCGAUUCCACCUCUUGAAAUAAAAUCUUUUGAUUGGUUCUUUUAAAAGAUAAUGAUUUUUGGUUGGGAGUUUUUGUCUUAUAAUUUUCCUAGAAUAUCUUAGGUUUAUCAUAUUUUUCUUAAAUUUAUUUUCUCAGAGUUCACUUGAAAUUUAUUUGAGUCAAUCUUUUGAUUGAAAUAAGAGGUUUUACUGUUACAAGUCUUUGUUUCUGAUUAGAAUUUUUAUCAAACACUCAAUUUUUAGUUUCUGGGUAUAAUCAAAAGUCAGAUAAAGAUUGAAUUUUUACUAUCUGGAUGUUAUAAAAAUUUAAUCUUUUUAUUUGGGUUUUUAAUUAGAAUUUGUUUCCAAGGGUUCUUUAAUCCCAGUUAUGACCAAGAUUAGUGGGACACUUAAUAAAUGGAGGGAUUAUUUUCAGACAGCAAAUUCAGAUAUAUUCAAUGUAAUUGAGUAUGCUGUAAUGGUGGCAGCUGUAGAUUAUCCAAAAGAAUUCAAAUUGAGAAGAGAUAGAAUUGCUGAGUUGCUUUUCACAUGUAAAGUAAUAAGGUGUUUUGGUUGUGACAAGGUUGAAUUAGCAGUACCAAAUGCUACUAAUGAUGAUGAGAAGUUUAAAACUGAGUUUGUUAGUGAAUUUGGAGCUUGUGAUGUUAAAGAAAACAAAAGUAGUAGAGGUGAUGAUCAGAUUGGAAUGAAUGUGAAUCAGAUUAGCAAUUAUAGCUAUGGUGAAGCUGAGGCAUUGACUGAUGAGAUAGAAGAAGAGUCUAAAACUGUUGGGGAGGUCCUACGGAUCAAAGAGAUCAUCGAUAACUUUCACGUUGAGUCCGAUUCAGAUAUAUAUGAGUGCUUAAGGAGGCUUCAACUGAUGGCUUUGUCUGUGGAGACUCUCAAGGCCACAGAGAUUGGGAAGUCCGUUAAUGCUCUCAGAAAGCACAGCUCAAAUAAUAUUCGGCAUCUGGCCAGGACAUUGGUCGAGGACUGGAAGAUUAUGGUAGAGGCGUGGGUGAAUGCUACAACAGCCUUUACAGAGAACACCCCUGAGUCUAUGAAAGCGUCUGUUGUUGAUGAAGAGGAGGAAGGACUUCCUUCCCCGCCCUUGGACGACUUAGCUUUCAUUUCUACUCAGACCACUUCAAUGGAGUUUUCACAAUUCUUUGAUGGCAUGGAUGACGAUGGAAAUAUUCGAAACAGCGGGGAAUUCAACAAGAGCCAUGAAAAUGGCAGAAAGGACAAUCCUGUCCGGAAGCAGCAGUUUGCCGAGAGCGUCACUGCUGCUCCAAAGGAAAGGAAGGUUGAGAAACCAAAGAAACAAACAUUAGUUGUCAAACCAAAUAAACCUUUCGGAUUUGAUUCUGGGCCUGGAAGACCGAUAAAGCCAACAUUUGAACGGAAGCUCAACAAUGAUGAAAUGAAACUCCUGCAGAAAUCUGACAAAGGCACAAUUCGACAGAGGCAUGUGCCUAAUCAACAAAAUAGAUUGAAAUGCCCGGAUGAGGAUGCAGAUCGUGUGAAACUUGAGGCGACAAAGAGAAAGCUCCAGGAGCGGUACCAAGAAGCUGAAAAGGCCAAGAGGCAGCGGACAAUACAGAUUAUGGAGUUGAAUGACAUCCAUAAGCAGGGUCUCCGCAAGCAAGGUCCUGGUCAUAAAAAUUUCCAUGUGAGACCUGGUAACCAUAAUAGGCAUUGGGCAAAUGGGCAUCGCUGAAUCAUUUUUCAACUGACAUGGUUUGAAUGAAACUUAAAGUUUUUUCCACCUUUGCCAGUCAAUCUUGUGGCAGAACACCAGUGACAACUUGGGUUACUGAUUUCAACUAGUUACUCAACAUAUAGUGGAUCUCAUCUAGUGGACCUCUAUUGGGGCAUUCAUUUUGAAAUGUCGUCCAAGUUAGGGAAUGUUUAAGUAGACAUUUUCCUGAAACUAUAGAACAAGGUUUGGCACCUUUGGUCUGAAUUUCUUCAUCUGCUGGCAGGACCUCAUUUGUGCCCCAAUUUUUGGUCACCAUUUCUUGAACAUUAAUCGUCCUUUUGUUUCAUAGAAAUGCACUGACUGGCAAUUUGCACAGAAUAAGUGCAUUUCUCAUGAAGUUGGACCUUUUUGUAUACAGAUCAUUCAAAUAUAAGGGAAUACAAAAAUUGGUUAUACAUUAAGUCCUUGAGGACUUAUGCAGCUAUAACAUAUUUUGUUC